AAAAAGCUCGUUUUUCGUGUGAUCAACUACUUAUGCAACUUGCCGAAAUUAUUUGGUCUCUGUUAGUCGUCUUUGCAUAGUGGUUCAUUGUGGUUGUGGCCAGUCCACUUCUGCAUGCAAGGGAACAACGUGGCUUUUCAUAGUAAUUCUGCACUUUAUGUAUCGUACCGUAUGUCAUGUUACACGUGUGAGUGAGACGAUCUAAUUUGUGUGGGUCUAAUUAAUUUGGUACAAUUUAAAGUGCAGAAGUGGACUUAACAAAGUGUGCAUCAAGUAAAAAGUGAGAGUGUGGAAUUAAAAGUCUUGAUACAAAAUUGUGAGAUUUUACUUACUUGCAUAAUUUUUGGCAAAAAUUGUGGAUUAGUUGAGAGAGAACUUGCCACAUAAAUAUUUUCUGUCGUAACUGCCAAGUUUUAUUUCAGCAGGAUUAAGCAUUUCUCAAUUUUUGUGGUAGUUUGGGUCUCCAAGUUUAAGUCUUAAUUGGAAUCUCAUACUCAGCACUGUUUUUUAAUGCCUGUUUAAAAUUACUAAGAUUACGACGUGAUAAGUUUUCUUGUAUCAUCAUAAGGAAAAUAUAAAAGUAAAAUUGUUCAGCGAUUGACAAGCGUGUGGUCGUGAUAAUUAAUUCUGGGGGGAAAGUGAGAUUAGUUUUGUUUUUUGGUGUGGUUAUCGAUAUCCAUCAUCAUGUCACGCCCACUCAUGUUCCGCGUGGGAGGCACGGUGAUUCUGAACAUUUGGUGGCAGAUAAUCCUCAUGGCGUCCUACACCGCCGCCAUCGUCGCCAUUCACAACUAUGUCGACGGCUUCAGGAUGAACUUCCCCCAAACCCUGAUCCCAGUUUUGGGCGUGGUGACCGGUUUGCUCCUCGUCUUUAGGACAAACACGGCCUAUGACAGGUACUGGGAAGGUCGCAAAAUCUGGUCGACGAUGACCCUGGCUAUCCGAACUUUGACCAGGUGCAUUUGGGUCAUGAUCAAAGAGACUGAAGGCAGUGGGUCGAAGGACGUGGUGGAAAAGGCGUCCGCCAUCAAUCUCCUCCUCGCCUUCUCUUACGCCACCAAAAACUACUUGCGAGAAGAGUACUCUUACGAUGAAGACGACCUGAAAGAACUUAUCAGUCACAUUCCCCGGUUCUCCACGCCGAGUUCCAACCAGCCCUUGGAAAUGCAGGAGGAGGACUUUGCCGAAACGCGGCGACGUUCGGCAUCGAGGGACUCGGCGCCGGGGACGCCCGUGGUGAAACCUCCGCUCAAGAAGAAAGAGGGCUCCUUGACCGCCUACGAUGUCGUGGGGAACGAUGUUAUGAAAUUGCAGACGCCGACGAACAUCCCGAUCGAGUUGAGCUACUAUAUCGCCUCGUACAUUAAAAGUGUCAAGGAUCGCGACCUCAUCGACCCCUCGACCCUAACCGUCAUGAAUAAUGCCUUGACGAUGUUGGUUGACUGUUUGACGGCUUUCGAGCGGAUCCUGCGGACGCCGAUCCCGUUGGCGUACUCGGUGCAUCUGCACCAAGCCGUGUGGCUCUACCUCCUCGCCCUCCCCUACCAAUUGGUCGGAGUCCUCAAUUGGUUCACCAUCCCAGCCGUCACACUCGCCUCGUUUGCACUGCUCGGAAUUUUGGGCAUCGGUUGGGAAAUAGAAAACCCUUUCGGAUAUGAUGCGAACGAUUUGCCGCUGGACGACUUUUGUAAAGUGAUCCAGAAAGAGAUUCAGACGAUAAUUGGUCGCCGUAUUCCGAACCCGGACAGCUGGAUGUUCUCCGAGAACAAUCACCCCUUCGCGCCCGAGUCGCAACUGACGGCUUCCGAGCUGAUCGAGCACUCGGAGGAGGACGUGCGCACGAUCAUGGCCAUGACCGCGGCGCGCCUCUCGGGAAGAGGACCCACCUUCCGCGACUCACUCAAAGGCGUCACCAUCGACGCCUCCAGACUCUCCUCCGCCAACGCCAACGCCAACGGCGAAACGGAAGCCAUGUUAAAAAGGACAUGAGCACACAAUCAAAAUUUUUAGGUUUGACCAGAUUUUAAUAAAACAAAAUUUCCGAAGAAACUCUGUUUUUGAUAAUUGUUAUUUGUAAUUUGCAAGUUUGUAGUAUAUUCCGAGGAAGAAUCUCAAUUAAGUAAUUACACAGUUUGAAAUGGUAUUUGCAUUAGAAAGAUGAACGUCCUCAUUUUUAAGGAAUUUAAGAGUAUCAAAAUUUCAAAAUUGAAGUAUUACUUUUCACGCAAAAUUUGUACUACUUAAUGUUAUUGCAUGUAUGCAAAUAGGUGCAUGUAAAUUUGUGAACGUUGUGGAAAAUGAUUUUCAACUGUGUUUUGAUAGAUAGUUUACUUGAUGGUUUGAUAAAGUGGAUUUUUUAAGUCGCGUAUUGUUCUUUGUGCUGUAUUUGAGUAUUUAAUAAAGUAUAAGUAAGCGUGUAUGUAUGUAGAUUCGAUAAGCGAGCAGUAAGUAGCUAAAUAUUUUAUGAAUGGAAUUGUAAACUAAUUUCUUUAUUUUUCUUUUCAAAAUACGAAAUAAAAAAAAAGUUUUAGAAUAAAACGAGAA
Messenger RNA from Folsomia candida, 2544 nucleotides. Its product is annotated as UPF0187 protein sll1024. The transcript has 9 exons. Gene Ontology annotation, molecular function: chloride channel activity. The coding region runs from base 685 to 1989 and encodes 434 amino acids. The record is from RefSeq and is a predicted model, not a curated record. NCBI's taxonomy places the organism in Eukaryota, Metazoa, Arthropoda, Collembola, Entomobryomorpha, Isotomidae.